Molecule: messenger RNA, 1896 nt
Organism: Bolinopsis microptera
Lineage: Eukaryota; Metazoa; Ctenophora; Tentaculata; Lobata; Bolinopsidae
Product: transient receptor potential cation channel subfamily A member 1-like
Exons: 3
Coding region: 1-1896 (631 amino acids)
Molecular function (GO): protein binding
Source: RefSeq, a predicted model, not a curated record
AUGGGGUCGCGUGAAUAUGAUGAAUAUCGUCAAAAUGAUGUAUGUCCUGCGGAACUCUCUGAUCUCUCUGAUCUCUCUGAUAAUGAUACCGAUAGCGAACCCGAGUAUUUCACAGCUGUUAAAAGGGGUCACAAAAAAGACGGUCUUGAAAGACUGGAAAAGUUGGAGAACAAAUUCACUUACUCUACCGAUGAGGUUAACAAACAAGGUGAAAGAAAGUGGGGCCCUCUCCAACUAGCUGCUGCAUUUGGAGACGUAGACAUUGUGAAGGAGCUGUGUAAGUACACACGUAUUGAUCUAGUACAGCAGGAUGAUGAUGAAGAUACGCCGCUCCAUGCUGCUGCUUAUUGGGAUUAUGAUAGCACGAUUGAAAUUAUCUUGAACACAGCUAAGGAUCCAGAUGAGGCGAGACGUGCUAUAAAUAAGUAUCACAAGCGAAACGGUCAAGGCAAAACUUCUAUCAAUAUCAUGAUAACUAAAAUGCCAGAUUUGGUAUCCGAAAUCCUGGAUAAAUCGAUAAUCACAACUAAAACUACUGUCCUCACUAAAAGUAGCAAAUGUUCUGAAAAUAAGCAUGAAGACAUUCAGCGAGUCAUCGUUGACUUCGGAGCAUUGGAAAACUACGGCGAAGAGGAAAAAUCGGGGAAAAAAGAUGAAAAGGAGCCUUUUGUGACUGUCAAUGUGGAGAAGGAGGAGGGGAAGGAGGAGAAAAAGACGAAGAAGGAGGAGGAGAGGGACAAGAAGGAAGAGGAGGAAACAGGAAAGCCUCUAACUUCGGGAUAUUAUAAGCACGGUUCAAACCCGCUCCAGAUCAUGGCAAAGAUGAAUCAUAAUCUUCUCACACAUCCAGUGGUAGAAGCUUUGAUCGUUACAAAGUGGGAAAAGUUUGCCAGAACUUACUUCUACAUUUUCACUUUCCUUCUUUACCUUAUCUUCUUCUCUGUGCUGAUGGGAUACCAGUUCACUCAAAUCAAACCAUUUGAACUUUUGGAAAAUGAUAAAGCUAUUAGAUCCUGGAUUGAAAAUUCUAGCCAUACUUGUGAUGAAUUUCCCGAUGGCUGCUCAAAGAAGAAAUCUGUAGAAUGUGAUAUCUUUGGAUACAUACUUUUGAUGAUGUCUGCUAUUCGCCUAUUUCUUGAGCUUCUGGAUCUCCUAGAUAAUGUUUUCAAUGGAUCAGAUCUUGAUAGUGGAAGUAACAGCCCUCUUGAAACUGGCAAAGCGUGGUUACAAGGUUUGAAGAACUAUCUUAUUGACCCUGAGAACUAUUUAGAGGUUAUCUUAUACGGCAGCUGUCUGUUCUUUUCUCUCAAUGUGCUGGAACCGCAAAGUGUCAUGUCCCCUUUUCAUUGGAAGAUUGGAGCUCUCUCCGUUCUAACCAGCUUUAUUAACCUCCUCCUUCUUCUACAAGUAUUCCCGAAUAUUGGAAUAUACAUCAUCAUGUUCUUCAAAAUAGCAUGGACAUUCGUCUCAAAGAUAUUAUCCUUGUUAGUUUUCUUCUUGAUCGCCUUUAUGGUGGUAUUCCACAUGCUGUUGAGCCACACAAAUGUUUUUAGGAAAAUACUAUCCGCAGAUGCCAUCUUCAAGACCUUAUCUGCGGGAGUAUCUGGAGUCGAAUACGACGAUUACGCCGAUCAAGAAAUGAUUUACCCAACAACAACACUGGUGGGUCUCAUUGCUUUCGCUCUGUUUGUCCAAGUUCUUUUCUUGAAUCUUGCAACUGCUUUGGCAAUAGGAGAUGUGGAUGCAAUCCGAAGUGGAGCGGAAAAGGCCAAAAACGCACUUAAAAUCAAGCACAUCUAUAAUGCACAGAGAAUAGCGAAUCUUGUACAAGAAAUACACGAAAUCAGAGAAAACAGAGAUAUGUACAAAGACAUGCACAGGGAAAUGCACAGAUAA